Messenger RNA from Schizophyllum commune H4-8, 721 nucleotides. RefSeq lists its product as uncharacterized. Bases 273 to 683 code for a protein of 136 amino acids. Lineage: Eukaryota; Fungi; Basidiomycota; Agaricomycetes; Agaricales; Schizophyllaceae. The record is from RefSeq and is a predicted model, not a curated record. The transcript has a single exon.
GGUAUAUACUUACAAGGCGCUGUCCCUACCCCCUUUGCCUGAAAUAUAACGCCUUCCCCUUCACGUCGAUUGGAAACCGCCGCAUCCUCGAGCUCAUCGACUUUACGAAGUGCGCGAAGACCAAGCUCUCGAGAGGGUCCCGGGCGAAGGAGUGUAAGCUCUAGCUCUCGCGCGUGAAGGUGUGUAUCGCCCCUGACUUCUCCUUUCCUGCUUUCGCCCUCACCCUUCGUGCACAUCCCCCUCUCCACCCUUGACUGUCCCCCCGCUCGUAUAUGAUACACCCUGCCUCCACCCCUUCGCUUUCUUGCCUUUUGCCUCCCCUCCCCCACCUUCGCUCCUCCCUUCCCCCAUCUUCGCUCCUCCCCUUUUCCCUUUGCUCGGCUCAGCUUCCCCUCCCCUUUACUUUACUUCCCCAUUGCUUUACUUGCCCGUUACUUGACUUCCCCUUCACUUUACUUCCCCUCCCUUCUCUUCUUUCGCUCGCCCCCUCCCUCCCCUUCAUCGCUUCCCCCUUUUUGUUCGCUCUUCUCCUUCAUUCGCUCGCACCUCGCUCCCUCCUCCUCGCGCAGCUGCCCUCCCCCAUCGUUAUUUACGUCGUAAUUGCCCUCCCCCAUCGUUAUUUACGUCGCAAUUGCCCUCCCCUAUCACCCCACCUCGCCCCCUCUCGUCUUCUCGCCCUCUGACGAGCCCUUUUUCGUGAGUGCUCAAGUCUCGUCGUCGC